Messenger RNA from Amphibalanus amphitrite, 2688 nucleotides. Its product is annotated as zinc finger protein 436-like. Lineage: Eukaryota; Metazoa; Arthropoda; Thecostraca; Balanomorpha; Balanidae. The record is from RefSeq and is a predicted model, not a curated record. The coding region runs from base 226 to 2052 and encodes 608 amino acids. Gene Ontology annotation, cellular component: nucleus. Gene Ontology annotation, biological process: regulation of transcription by RNA polymerase II. Gene Ontology annotation, molecular function: RNA polymerase II transcription regulatory region sequence-specific DNA binding; DNA-binding transcription factor activity, RNA polymerase II-specific. The transcript has 6 exons.
GACUCGCCAGAUAUGCCUAUUUAAUAUAUUACAAGCGAUUAUUCAUUUUUGUGGGAGCUGUACCUUGUAAGUUGUAUUGUCGUAUAAUUUUGCAUAAAUUGACCUUGCUGGAAACUGCAAAUAUUGUUGUGAAAGAAAUUUUUUAAGACCUACCUCUAAACACCUAUCAUUGGCUGUAGAAGCGGCAGCAGUUGCCACCACAGCAGCAGCAGCAGUUGGAGGACAAUGGACGGCGGCCACCUGCAGGCCAGCCUGCUCCCGGCCGGCGUGGACCAGCUGACGGUGCUGCCGGCCGACACGGUGAUGGUACUGCCGUCACGCGCCUCGGAGCUGCCCGGUACUGCCAGCGCCGUGUUCACUCGGCUGGCCGAGCACACCGGGGCACAGCUGGUGGAUGCCGUGCAGUACAUCGACCUCAGCAAGGCUCACCUGACCACCGCCCACCACAAUAUGGAGGUGUCUGUGGUGUCGGACGGCCACGAGGCCGCCGGCCGGGUGUUCCUGCACGGCGAAUACCCGCGCUGGCAGGCGGUCAAACAGAGGUUACAGCUCCUGGAGGACCAUGAGGUGGCGCGCGUGCUGCUCGACCUCUACGAGAGCACCGUGGAGUCGGAACAACUUGCGAUGAAGGCGGACGUCGAUCAGGACGAGUACGGCGGUGACGAGAACACCAGGGUGGUUCACUGCGAGAUCAGUGGCUCGGCGCGUCCGCCGCCACCGCGGAUCGUGGACGUUCGCAGCGCCGGGGGAGAGAUGGCAACGUCCUGCGCCGUUGCACGAAGUGGCCAACCGGUCACUCACUCAGCACCGGUCGCUGUGAGAGCUCGCCGUACUGCCCGAGCGUCCAUCCCACGGCGAGACCGGCCCUGCCCCAGGUCUAAGAAACCACCCGGGUGGCACCAGCCGGAGCCGGAGCCGGUGACGGAGAUGGACGCCGACGUCACCUACGAGUCGUGCAGUGACGGCGGCGGCCACGAGGAGGAGGUGCUCGACCUGGCCUCUGGCGCCGAGCUCACCCCGGGCGCCGAGCCGGCCAAACUGUUCACCUUUCCGCCGGUGGAGCCGGAGCUCCUCUGUUACUUCAGCUGCGGCCUCUGCGACGAGAGGGGCUUUAACGACGUGGAGCGCUACUUCGACCACCUGUGGCGGCAGCACACCGAGUUCCACAUGGUCGGCGGUCGGAUACAGCGGGUGCCGAUCCGCCUGCGGCCGCAGCUGUUCGUCAUCUGCGCCUUCUGCGGGCUCAACAACAAGGGCAGCAACGGCUACGUCAACGGGCUGAUGUACCUGACGCGACAGCACAUGCCGUCGCACUCGUCGCUGCUGACUCCUGGUGGAGAGCCUCUCCGCUGUGACGAGUGUUUAGUGGAGUUCGACGACCGGGGCUCCCUGGCUCUGCACUCGCUCGACACGGAGCAUGAUAACCCAGCACACCGGUGCACAGCCUGCGGCCUGGACAUGGAGGGCGACGCCAACUACAUUGCACACCUCCGCGCGCACUAUCUGUCACACCCGUACCAGUGCUACUUCUGUAUGCAGAUGUUUGUGAGCGAGGCAGACUGCAUCGGGCACAUCAAGCGCCAUCACUCGGGCGACUACAACGUCCACAAGUGCAGUGGGUGUGGCUACGUGACGGCUCUGUUCCACGACUUCCUACUGCACAUUCGGUCACACUCGCACCUGAAUCGACACGUAUGUCACGUGUGUGGUGUCAUGUUUGUGUCCAAAAUGUCACUCAAACAUCACAUCCGGACGCACAGUGACUCCAAGUUUCCGUGUGACAAGUGUGACAAGGUGUUCUCGCACCCUCAGACGCGGCGGCGGCACGAGCUGAACGCCCAUCACCGGCCGGAUAAAUGCACCUGCGGCGUGUGUGGUCGACAGUUUGGUUCAGCGUACUCGAUGAAGCGACACUUCAUGAUCCAUACGGGCGAGCGGCCGUUCCAGUGUGACAAGUGUGGACGGGGUUUCGUCCAAAAAGGAGACCUGCAGAGUCACUAUAAGCGGUGCAAGUUCACGGAUAUGUCACACAGUGUAUUUACGUCGAUUUAGUAGGUUCAGAGGUGCAUUGAUUCAGUGGUCAGGUUUCAAGUGCCAUGCCAGUAAAUAAUCGUCACAUGACCUAACGAUAGACUGUGUAGUUAGGCGAUUCCGCAAGUAUUUGUAUCAGGCUCCUUCGCGAUGAGUUUUGUAACUGGUGUCUUUUUGUAUCGGUAUGCAUGUUUUGGAUAUGGAUUUUCAUAGUUCAUUUGAUGAUAUUUUUGCGCAUUAGUAUUAUCCUACCAUAUGCGAUUGUAAAUAGCUCAAUUUUUACGCAACAAUCCUGCUUAUGAAAUUCAGAUGUUUUGUAAACUCUGACCUGAAAUCUAUCAAUAGGUCGAAAUAGAGUCGACUUUACCCAUUUCAGGGCGUGGAGAUCUGUACAGUACAUACUGUUUCAACAAAUUCCCGACCGCUGGUAGUUUCGUUCAAUCGCGAACGUCUCGCAUGAACAUGUUUUGAGACAGUCAUCCCACAAAUCCAGUAGCAGUGUUCGUUCAUUUCUUUUACUCGUGUUGAUUCUCGUAACCUUGACCGGAACGUCUGUGUUGAUGCUAUGCAUUUGAUGUGGACAUUGUCCACUUGGAUACCCCUUGAGGCUGUGACCAGUGUAUUUCUAUGUACUGUAAAUAUAUGCAUGUUGCUACA